Messenger RNA from Toxoplasma gondii ME49, 3265 nucleotides. RefSeq lists its product as hypothetical. NCBI's taxonomy places the organism in Eukaryota, Apicomplexa, Conoidasida, Eucoccidiorida, Sarcocystidae. The transcript is spliced from 8 exons. The record is from RefSeq and is a predicted model, not a curated record. Bases 778 to 2166 code for a protein of 462 amino acids.
GCGCCGAGUCGCCCACACAUUCGCAAAUGGGAGACAAUGAGACGUCAGAAAUCGCUAAUGACUGUACAGCUCUCACACAGAAAAUUCACAGCGCAUGUAGACUACCACAAAGCCGCACGCGUCGUGUAAUGGAAGAGAAGCGACACGCUUCUUGACACAACUCCUUUUGCUCGUAGUGCUCGUCAUCAAAAGCAGCAGUAUUGGCACUACGAAGACUGCCCAGGACCAACCGCUCCUCUUAUCCCUAUAGAGAGCUGAAAUUCAUGCGGCUACAUGUGACACAUACCCUGGAUGAAAAAAAGAGGCACACUGGAAUACAGGGCUCUGUUCCACAAGACGACAGGGUCUCCAACUGUCGUGUACGCGUUAAGGACUGGCAAUGACCGGAGUCGACAUACUUUUCAUAAGGGCAGUAGCAUUUCUACCGCACAACGCUACCGCAACUGUUGCCAGGCUAUCCUCUAUAUACACCACUACACCACUAGACGAAAACACGAACGCCACCACGUGAAAUCGGAGUGGGCCAAAAGGUGGGAUUCCGCCAAUGAAUUUAUCGUGAGACAUCCUCUUGAAAUCAGCCGCGUUUUGGUGUUGUUUCUUCUGUAUUUUCCUUGAUUCAUAGCGAGACUGGAUUCGGCAACAGCAUCCGUCUCUCGGAGGUCGAGUAGCGAUUUCGACCGUCCUGGCGAAUGCUUUGUCGUCGUGGGCACGGCAUGCAGUGAAGCUGUGGCGAUUGCUGAAGUGCGCAUCGUCCGCGCUGCAGAGCUACAAGAUGUGAUGCUGAAAUAUCAGCUUGAGCCGUACAUCUUACAUCAUCAGAAGCGGAAAAUGCAAGAAGUGAGGGAGCUUCUUGAUGAACGACGAGCCAGCAGAGAAGCCAAACGCAAGUUACGCCGGAUCGUGGCGCCUGCUGGAGAAACCGAGCAAGAAGAGGUGAUUGAUGAGAAGCUCAGUUAUGAUGCAUUUGGCGGACACGCAUUUAUCGACAUAUGCCUCUUGGACUCCGCCUUUCAGUACUACGGGCCUCUGCUCCUUCGAGAGGCUAUGCGAUUAACAGGAGCGAAGCUGCUACAUAUGGUUGUGGAGCCGAAGGGCCACGUGUCACCUUCUUUUUAUCACUUCUUCCCUGUAAAACCCAAGGCGAAAUCAGCCAUCAAAUACACUGAAACAAUUGCCUCGGACCAUGGCUUUUUCGUCCAUGAAACGCACGGAACCUCUAAGCUGGGCCACAGCCCGCGGGCGGAUGAACUUACGGCAGCACCCGUGGGGAGUCGAAGGACAGUCCAAGAAGACUGGCAUUUCUUCAAAACUCAUCCGGCAAGUUUCAGUGAAAUAUCAGAAGACGACGCAGCCCCGCAUCCUACGCAGCGUUUCCGCUUCAAAGACGUGACGCUGCUUGCCCCUGGAGGCCUCCCGCUUGUCAAUCGGGAUACGAAACCGCUCCUUUCUCAGAGUACGGCUGACUACGAUGAAGCCUCCGAAAUACGGAGGCUGCUCUUAGACCUGCGCGUGCGCGUGGUGGACCAGCGAAUUCACCGGAUCGACCGACGGAACAAAUUGGUCUACCUCGAUGCGGGUGGCUGCACUGACAUCGUCGGUCCUUCCAAGCAGCCUGAUACAGUGAAAGAAGAAGCCUCUUUAACGGCUAAUAAGCGCACGAAAAGCCAUCACCCCGCCGACAGUGAACUCAACAGCCCUGUGCUCCCGUAUGACUUCCUCGUCCUCGCUGCGGGCAUGCAAGAUGCGGCUCUUCAGUCCAUCGGAUUGCGGAGCUGGGGACUGCGGGAGAACCACGUUAAUUCCAAUUCCCCAACAAUGGUGAAUCAUGCUGAUCAAACAUGGACUGGAAAACGCAAGGCCCGGAAUGCGAACUCACUUCCUCAACGAGUAAAUGGAUGCAUCUCCUCUGCAGAUCCGUGGCUGUACGAUCUUCUUGAGGAAAACGGACCCUACCUCAUUCCGCUACGGUGGAAUCCUUUGACGUAUGUGGUAGUUUACGGACGAUCCUUGGAUGCAUACUGUCUAGUCCAUGGACUGUUGAGUCGGGACGUUCCGGCGCAGAAAAUUACUUUAAUACUUCCUCCCAGGUUAGCGCGACUGCACAAUAAAAUCCUCCUUGUCACAGAAAUACUCCCUCUUCCAAUGGCAACUGCCUUCGUACCUUAGCUGCCUGUCGUCCCCUGUCGGCUCACUGCUCCCGUGUUAUCUAACAAGAAUCAGUUAGGAACAAUUGUCAACCGCCUUAACUUUUAUGAACCAGGGAAAUGUGAGAAACUCAUAUCGCGGAUUCAAGACGAACAAAUCCACGGACCUACCGGUGUACCGGGGCCGAAGCGGACCCAAACAGGACUGCUUUACUUUCGAUGCACCCUUCCAACAAUAUUCAUCCUAGGCAGAUGGUGCAUUUCUAUAUCUGGGCGUUGGCUGUCUCCACACCGUGGCAAACCAAGUUGAAUUUCACAGAAGCAGUCCAGUAAUUCUCAGCUGCAUUUUAAUUCCCUACGCCUCCAUUCGCUGCAUUCAGAUGAGUUACAUAUUUUAGAUGCAGCAGGAAAUCUUGUCUUGCAGUGAGCUUGUUUUCCCCCAAUUUCUGUUUGUCAGGUCGAGAGCAACCGCCAGCGGUGAGUUUCCUCAGGUCAUGCAGCGACAGGACCUUCCCUUCAGCUCAAUGAACUGUUCUAGUCAACCUUUUCGUGUAAAUUUCAGAACGAAUAGCGGAAAAGCUGGAGCAACUGAUCAUCCAUCCCCUGCACUCGCCGCACAAACGUCAAACAGUCUGGCGUUAAGGUUCAUUACCCUCUUCGCGGUUGGUUACUCGUUCUUAUAAUACUUCAGUUUCUCUGUGUUCGCACCUGUCCAGACAAGUGAUCCUUUUAUCUACGGUGGAGGCUCCCUUUGUGAGUUUUCACGGGAGUAUCGACCGACUCGGAAAACCAAUCUGAAGCAAGACUGCUACAGUGGAAGAGAGAAACGAAAAAAGGGGAAAAAGAAGAUCCCCGUUGUAGGCCAGCAUAACUGAAAUCGAAUAGAGUGACAAACGACAGGCAGAUGGUGGUUGUGUGCCUUCUGGCUAUUAUCUCCCCAUACAAGCUCCGCACAAGGCGCCACACGUAAAACUAAGGUAAAUUUUAAAUUCUCACUUUCCUGAGCUCGUGAUGUGUCGUACAAUAUAUUGACAGGAUGCACGUGUGUCUUCGGUAAUCGUCAGCUUGAUAUAGUACUCCUUCCUUUGACUUGUAAAGCAACUCCGAUUUUCUUGCUUGAG